UUUACCCAAAAUCAAAUGUAAUCUGUGAAAUUGUGGUGAAAGUUUCUUCUUGGGUUAUUUUAAGUGAAGUUACGCGAUUUCUACAUGUGAAUGUCAAUGGUUUCUCCGCUGACUCGCGACAAAAAGCUUGUUCCCUGUGCUAACGCUGUCGGACGUGGAGUAUUCGUCAGGACUAAGAAGAGGAGGCACGGGAGCCCCACGGUUUACUUCGUCACUCAACACGUCGUCCUAAAGGGCGUGUCAUUCAAAAAUGGCUAUCGUAGGCCACGGAGGGACGGAUAUCGUUCGACAGUUGGUCGGCAAUGUGGUGAACAUCUUCAAGAAGAAACGAGCGCCUUGUACAUCUCCGUGUGAUGGUUUUGUUCUUAAAAUGCAUUAUCAGUGGACCUUCUGGUUAUUGCUAGCCGGCUUCUCGUUUGUUUGGUAUUCGUGGUAUCACAGAGACGUUAUCACAUGUGUGAAUCAUUUCAAUGCUGAGACUCAAGUAAGACUGGAUUAUAUAAACAUUUGUCUUUCGUAUACAUUCGUUGAAGAGCCGGGCCAGGAAAGGAGAUACCUUCUUUUUUAUAGGUGGAUUCAUUGGACCUUGUUAGUUCUUGCUGCAUUCUAUUACAUCCCUAGAAAGUUUUCCAAGAACUCUGAGAAUCCUAAAGUGAAAAAACUUAUUGAAGAUCUGGCGCUGCACAGUGCUCGCUACGACCACGCCGAGAGGGAGCUCGUCGAGCGAGCUGCCCGCUACAUUGUCCUCAACCACAAUACCCACAAUGGCAUCUACUUCAAAUUCCUUGGCUGUAAUGUUAUUGCUCUGCUUGUCGACAUAUUCUGUUUUCAAGCAUUGGAUUUCGUGUUCCAAGGACGUUUUAUUAACUACGGAUGGAUGGCCUACCCGUAUGAACGAGAUCCUGUCAACUUCUCAGAUUACAUGUCAAGGACAUUCCCUCCCUUCGCUAAGUGCGAGCUGGACCCCCACAACAAACUUGUUGCCCGGCGUACCGAGACUUUAGGUUGCCACUUGACCGUCAUGGAACUUUAUGAAAAAGUCUUCCUCAUCAUCUGGGUUUGGUUGAUUAUUCUAACGACUGUAACGUGCGCGUAUCUCAUUUUCCUCGGAUUCAUGUGGCUGCCGUAUUUCCGUCUGAUGAUACUGAAGGUCGCCAAGCCCCCAAAUGCCAAGGAGACGGUCUCAAACACCAUCAUGAGCGUGCUGAACUGCUGCAAGAUCGGCGACGUGUACCUCUUGUAUCGCCUCAAGCAGCAUCUCAGCCACGCCAGGUUCUAUGAGCUGCUCACGAGACUCGAUGAUCCAGAGAUGGUCCAAAUGAUGACCGAAGAUCCCGCCGACCGAGUCGUGCAGGCCAAGAAUCAAGACAACUUACGGCACCGGCAGCCUAAGAUGACUGCCGCCACACCCAAAGGGAAGUUUGCAAACCCAGCAGAAAUAUUCAUACCUGGAACCAAUGGUUAUCUAGUGGAGUAAAGUCAUAUGAGUAUUGUGUAGUUGUGAGACCGAAAUUGUGAUUUUGCAUGUCAAUUUUUUAUCUGGAAACAAAGAGUAAAAAGGAUACAAAAAAUAAUAAUAACUCAGUGUUUAAAGUGCUGUUGUUGUGUGCAUGGAGCUCUUACAUGAAUUACUUGAAGUGUUCAACGCUCUUCACACACGUUGGUGGUUUGGCCUCCUGCCAUAUCUUGUCUCAUUAGCUUAGCUAGCCUCGUAUAUUUUGAUACGAGCUUUUGAACGGAAUGCUCAGGUUAGUCCAUUUUUUAUUUAAAACUAAAUCAAUGGAAAUUUAUUUCCUAUCAUUCAAACAACAUGGAAUGUGAAGUACUAUCUAAUUUCUGCUGAACCUACCGUUUAUUAAUGCUUGUGUUUGUAAAAUGCUAAAAAAUGUCAUAUGAUACCUUGUUGAGAAAUAUUUUAUUUCAUGUUUAAAUUUAAAGCCUCUAGUUGCUAAAUUUUGCAAAUAUCAGAAGGCAGUUAAACCUGACAAUAUAUUCCAAGCGAGCUUAUAAUAUGAUAUAAGAUUACGAAUUCGCUACAAUGUAAAGAUUAAAUAACAUUUAGUGCGUUUGCUGAUUGCUAAAUCUAAGUAACUCUUAUGGAUAUUUUCUAACUUAUUAUUUCCCUAGUUUAAAAUUAUUCUCAAGAUUAUCUUACCUUUUUAAUGUCUAAGACUCUUUGGUUACACGUGUCUUUUGAAAUUCUACGCGCCAAUUGAGGGUAUUUAAGCCUCCCAUCUCAUGUUAAUGUGUAACCAUUGUUUGGCAUUUGUUUGAUCGUAAUUAAGUAGUCUGUGAUAAAUAAACUCUCCUGAUGUUUGAUCUUUGACGCGUCCCGUUCUGACUUGUUAUUCUUGUGCCACCGCGUUCAAAUUUAUACCUAAAUAUUCAUUCUUACAUUCAGCUCACAGAACGAAAUGCCACGUCACUAAUAUUAUUUUGUGAGGCGCUAUGAUGUUCUUGAAAUCGUGAACUCGAUGUCUUCUUUAGCAAUCUGUUUUUUUUUUACUUUUUCAGUCAAAAUCAAUAUGCCAACUAGAACAUGGCCUAGAAAUUCAUGAAACUUUCGUUCUUUAAUGGCAUAACUUACAAGUUACUCAUAAUGGAGAACUGAUAUUCUGAGAUUUUAUUUUUCUGUUUUGCUGUACACGUCUAAAAAGCAAUGGAAGACUCUACAGUCCAAUUUUUUAUUGAUUUCGAUUCUGACAUGAAUGGGUUUCCAUUUUAUUUAUUGUUUCGGAAAGAUACCUACUGUUUGUGACGUUACAAUUGUUUUUGUUGUGACUUGGAAAUGAGUUGUGCACUCAGUUCGAGAUAAUCGUUGAAAUUAUUUGUUGAUUCAUCAGGUUUUGCAUGAAGUUUUUAACGUUAUCGUUCCAUUAUAUUGGAGUUCGUAUAAGGAAAAACGUAUUCAAGCUACUAUUCAAAUUAGAGUCACCAUCGAACAAAUUUCUUUUAUUAGACAUUAUAACUACUUACGUUUGUUAUAUAUAUUUAAUAAAAGUCGUACAUAAUAAUAUUAUUAUGUAUGUCUAACAACGGACGAGUGUUUUGUGAGAAAUUUCAACUAUAUGUCACCGGUCAAUAUGUUUCUAAUUAAUUAGUCAGGGCUCCCAAUGUUGAACGAUUUCCGUACCUUUUCAAACCAAUACCUCCGAGCGUUUUGAGAUUUUUGUGAAAAGGCUUCAUCGGAACUGAUAGCAGAAUACCACUGUCGCAAGUUAAUGUCUUGGAUAGGAUAUAGUUCAGUCGGUAUUUCGAAUCUUGAUGCAGUAAGACCGAGUUAUUUUAGGCGAAUGCGUUACAUUUUUCAAAUACUCAUUUUUUUAAGUACUUUACCGUCCGUCAACUGCCUCGACAGUUGGGCCUUCUCGUGAGUCCCUGCUUCUUUAUCACAAUACAGCACCUUUUUCCUUGCUCCUGCGUCUGACGUGAGCCAGUGUGUUCCUCUAUUAUUCAACGGAUUAAACUAGUACAAGAGUUGUGUUAAUUAUUUUUCAAAGUUAAUGUCCAUGGCGUUCGUCAGAAAAACUAGGAAUUGAUCAUUUUUCCUGACGCCGAAUUGUGCCAAUGUUUUGUGUCCGGGCUACGGUCUUCUAUUGUUCCAACCGCAGGUUUUUUAGCACUUUCGUAGACGUUUGUCCAAGCUGUAAAAGCCCAUGAUAAUAUCCCUUCGUUUAAGGUCUUCAUAAUGAAAUUUCAGAUAAAACGAAAAACAGUAAUCUUCUCGCUUAGCAACAUUCAAAAACUUCACUCAUUGCCACUAUUUUCUAUUCAUCGCGAAAAUUUCGUUGAAUGCUUUUGUGAUAAUUUUGUUUUAUUUAUUCAGUCUCGAAUCUCUAUCAGAAUCUUGUGAUACUUUUCUGUCAUCGCGACUUGCAAUGCAGCUCAAUGUUGGCAGUCACCUGCGACUGAGUUUGUUGUAGUAAAAUUCUUAGUGCUGUACAGUAUUACGAGUAAUACAUCCAACUCCCACAGUUACUUGUAGCUAUAUGCUCCGUUUAAAUUUCAGAUUCAGCACUGAUCAUCACCUCCUACUCCAUUGUCAUCACAACCAUCAUGUUUCAUCCGUCAUUUCAUCUGCAACAUCAUAUUCAUUAACUAAGUCUAUCUUUCAUUCCCAUUUUUCUUAGCACUAAAAAAUUGUCGCUAAACGGGAACAAAUGUUGACACUCGUUUUCCGCGUGCAAAGGAGAAAAAAAUAUAAUCCUAUUUCUUUAGUUGUGUGAGCUAGCUGAUGUUAGAGGUCAGACAGUGCAACCAUCCCUUAUAGCAAUGCAUUUGGUCCGCAUAAAUACGACCCAGAUGAGGAUGUAUUUCUGUGGCGAAUAUAUAUGCCAUCAUGAUGCUCGUAUCUAUGACAGUUGGCCUCAAUAUAUAUGCCAUCAUGAUGCUCGUAUCUAUGACAGUUGGCCUCAAUAUAUAUGCCAUCAUGAUGCUCGUAUCUAUGACAGAUGGCCUCAGCUGGGCAGUGUGCGGCUGACUCGCAUUUAUGCAUUGCACUCUAGCGCGCUCCUCUAACUUUAUGCAUUGCACUCUAGCUCUUCUAACUUCGUCGUGUCUCCUCCGGUGACAGUACAUUUGCCCAUGGUUCAUAAUUAGUUUAGUGAGAUUUAGUGUUUUUUAGUGUUAACUAGCGCUAGAUUUAUUGCUGCAUUGCGCCUUGCGUCAUGACGGAGGUGCUGGCUGUAAUGCUGGACAUGAGGGACCAAUAUGCCUUGCAGCCAGCAGCAGGAGACUUGCCCUGCACACCCGGCAUCGGCAAUAAUACAUUCCUAAGAGGUUUUACUCGAGCUAAUUGACUAUUUUUAUACCUUUUGUACCGUCAUUGUAGCAAUUGUCCUGGUGUGUUAGCGUAACUUCUACUAGUGUUUCACUAGAAUAGAAUUCGAAAGCUUUUGCAAGUUUUAUUUUUGUUAGCCUCGUAUUUGAUGAUAAAACUUCACCUCUCUAUUACCGUCAACAUCUAAACUCUUGGCUGUCUUCCUAAUUAAAACCAUAUUUUCUCUGUCGCUUGGGCAUUCGAUCUGUUUACCUUCUUUUAUUUCAUGCAUCUGAGCCUAAAUUCGUGAAGAUGAUGCCACGCAUGAGUUGAAACCAAGCUUCUUUUAGCGCGUUGACUUAUUUUAUGAUCCGGUGUCACCAAGUCUCGUUUAGGUAGAUUUACUUUUGACAAGCUUUCGUCCAGUUUUUUUUAAAAUAAACGAACGGAUUUGUAAUAAAAUUAUGGUUGAA
Molecule: messenger RNA, 5232 nt
Organism: Hyalella azteca
Lineage: Eukaryota; Metazoa; Arthropoda; Malacostraca; Amphipoda; Hyalellidae
Product: innexin inx2
Exons: 3
Coding region: 251-1477 (408 amino acids)
Cellular component (GO): plasma membrane; gap junction
Molecular function (GO): gap junction channel activity
Source: RefSeq, a predicted model, not a curated record